UGAGUGACCAUGAAGAGGGAUUUCAUCGCCCUGUAUAUAAGGCCCAGGACUGGAGGGGCGAUGUGCCAUGCGCUUCAAUGCAAGCGUCCUGCCAAAUUAACCACAAGUUCGCUCCCCAUUCCCGAGGAGGAGCUCCCAGCUGCUUUGAGUCAGAUAUCUGAAGGGCAGCCGCCUCCUGCACUUCAGUCCCACGCCAAGUGACAACCUACCCCGGAUCUUCCUUUUACCCGCGAAUGUUUAUUACUCCCCUGCCUCCAGUCCUGUUUAUUGUUUGUACGUAGUGUGCUUCUUCCAGAUCGACAGGACUUGGGAAGACUUGGCAAGGGAAGAAACGCACUGUAUGAAUAUAGUCUGAACAUUUGUAAUCGAAUGUAUUCAGCAGCUCGGAAACAUUGAAACUGAAACUGAAAUUGUUUUGAUUCUGGAAAGUGCUGACACUGAUCAUGGCUUCCGGACAGCAGGGAGAGAAUUGGACCGAGGAGACCGUUUGUCCCAUUUGUCUGGAUUUCUUCACCGAUCCGGUUAUACUGGAUUGUGGACACAACUUCUGCCGCUUCUGUAUCACCCAGAUUUGGGAAAGGCAGAAGAUAAACUCCUGCCCGGAAUGUCGACAGGAGUUUCCGGACAGAUCCCUCAGAGGCAACCGGGCCUUAGCGAAUCUGGCCAAGAAAGCUCGGAAAUUAAAUCUGAAUCCACAAGAGAAGGAAAGUAAACAUCACUGUGAGGUACAUCAGGAAGAACUGAAGCUAUUUUGUGAAACUGACAAGAAAUUGAUCUGUUACACUUGUGUAGUUUCUCGGGAACACAAAUCUCACAACUUCAUAUCAAUUAAAGAAGCUGUUGAGAUCUACAAGGGUGAAGUGAAAUCAUCUUUGAAUUCUAUCACAGAAAAGAAAUGGGAGGUUUCAGAAAUGGAGAGGCAGCAGAAAGAGAGGAUUUCCCAAGUUCGAGAACAGGCGAGCACUCUGAGGACCAACAUCACAUCCGAGUUUGUUGAAUUGUACCAAAUUCUCAGUGAGAAAAAGCAACGUUUACUCAGAGAUCUCAAGGAAGAGGCGGAGAGGAUUCUAAAACCAAUGGAGAGAAACCUUCGAAAAAUUCAAGAGAAUUUAAAUUCUAUUGAUGAGAAACGCUCAACACUGGAGAAACAAUUGCGAGAAAAAGACGGGGUGAUGUUUCUGAAGGACGAUAAUUGUGAGAAAAGCAGGAUUAACAGGGAAAAUGACACACUGCAGUUGGUAGAUGGUGCCCUGAAUGAUGGACAUUUCUGUGGCCCUUCAUUGUACACAAUUUGGAGAGAAUUCCUGGAAGCCAUCAAGCCUGACUCUGUGACCCUUGAUGAAGAAACAGCACAUCCAGAGCUUGAGUUGUCUAAUGAUCUGAAAAGUGUGAGAUGGACCAGCACUGCAAGGAGCCUCCCUGAUAACACAAAAAGGUCAAAGAUGCUUCCCAAAUCAUCAUGGAAGAAGAGGUACUUGCAACAAUCAUCUGAAAAAAAAGUCUUGACAGUUCCCUGCUUCUCGUCUAAUAUGGAGGAGGAAGCAUCCGUUCUGCAUCUACCUUGUGAAGACCAUUUGGGAUCUAAUGCACUUCAAACAAGUCACUCCUUCCUAUUCAAAACACUCGUGAAAACAAUCGCAGGCUGUCCAAUGUUUUCUCAUAAGACAAUCCUCUCAUUCCAGUUAUCAUAGAAUCAAUAGUGUGGAAGCAGCCCAUUCAGUCCAUUGAGUCUACACCGACCCUCCCACCCAGUCCCACCACCUCCAUCCUAUAACCCUGCAUUUCCCAUGACUAAUCUGCCUAGCCUCUACCAUCUUGGAGAGUAUGGGCAAUUUAGCAUGGUCAAUCUAUCUAACCUGCACAUCCUUGGGCUAUGGGAGGAAAUCGGAGUACCUGGGGGGAUCCCACGCAGAUACAGGGAGAAUAGCAACAGUCUGUGGGAAGUUUGCACAGAAGGUGGAAUCAAAUUCAGGUUCCUGGUGCUCUGAGGUAAUCCAAUCUAGCAAAUCUCUUCUGAUGUAGCUGCUAAGCCCCUCCAACGUAUUUAUAUCUUUCUUAAUUAAGGAUACCAAAAGUACACACAGUACACAACCAGGUAUGACAUCAUCUUUUCUGUGCAAUUUCUCUCAUAAUGAAACAUAGUCUUAACUACUGCUUCACUUGAGUUGAGCUUUUGUGACUCGUGCACGAGAACAUCUUCAUCCCUCUGAACUUUGGAAUUCUACAGUCAUUCUCUUUUUGCUGGAAUUGCUGGAAAAACCCAACUGGUCUGGCAGCAGAAAUCAGAACUAAGGUUUCAGAUCCAGUGACUCUUCUUCAGAACUGAUGCCUGUAAGGAAAAGGAUGGUACUUAUGCAAAAGAUGGGGUGGGGGUGGGGGUUGGAGGAGAGUAAACAAUAGAUAGAGAAAUAGAACAGAGAGAGAAGAAAACAGACAAAGAAGUGGGUGAAGGUUGCCACUUUAACACACCACACUGUUUCCUGACCAACAUCUUUCUCAGGCUUGCUGCAGUGCUCCAGUGAAGCUCUGCACAAGCUGGAAGAAAAGUACCUCACCAAUUGCUGCAAUUUUUGUUUCAGUCUUUGUUGGGACUGAAUGUGAUCAGAACGUCUAGCACUUACUGCUCAUCUUAAUUGUCUUUGAAUUAAGUAGUAUUUUAGAGUAUUUCAGAGAGCAGUGACGAGUGAAACGCUGUUGUGGAUUUGGAGUCACAUGUAGGCCAGGCCCAAUAAGGAAAUUAAAAAGGGGAUUAAUGAACUCGAUAGUUUUUUUUACGAUUCAUGAUAGGGUCAUGGUCACUUUUACUGAUUCUAGCUCUCAGUUUCAGGUUUCAUGCAUUGAAUUUAAAUUUCCCCAAUUACCACAGCUGGAUUUGAGCUAAUAGCCCAGUGCUAAUGAAUUUGGGUCUCUAGGUCACAAGUCCAGCACCUUCACCACUACAUCACCAUCUCCCCCUGAAGUCCAGUGGCUUUUGGAAUGACUUAUGUGACACAGUUUUAAUGACCUAUCAUUUUAACUUAGAUAAUUCCCUAAUGGUAAAUUAUCUAGGUUCAUGCGAGACUUAACCAUAAGGUGAGACC
Molecule: messenger RNA, 3080 nt
Organism: Hemiscyllium ocellatum (epaulette shark)
Lineage: Eukaryota; Metazoa; Chordata; Chondrichthyes; Orectolobiformes; Hemiscylliidae
Product: nuclear factor 7, brain-like
Exons: 8
Coding region: 444-1691 (415 amino acids)
Molecular function (GO): zinc ion binding; protein binding
Source: RefSeq, a predicted model, not a curated record